Oncorhynchus keta (chum salmon) is the source of this 3294-nucleotide messenger RNA. RefSeq lists its product as uncharacterized. Lineage: Eukaryota; Metazoa; Chordata; Actinopteri; Salmoniformes; Salmonidae. Bases 1074 to 1718 code for a protein of 214 amino acids. The record is from RefSeq and is a predicted model, not a curated record. The transcript has 3 exons.
UUGAGGACUAAUCUGAUUAAGGUUAGUUGUUUAUUUAUCCAAAUUAUAACUGCAUUUCUAACUUGUGUGUGAUGCUUAUUGAUACAUAUUGUGGCCAUUGCAUCGGCAGCUAGCCAGUCUAGCUAACUGCGUUUCGCACUCGCUUUAUCACCAGUUGAAUUUGGCGGGCUUGUAAGACUGCUCCUCGAACAUGACAACAUAAUAUAGUGACUAGCUGGAAUUAUGAGUAUUUUAUUGAACUAAUUAGGCCGUCAAUAUUUCGGGACAGUGAAUGCGAGUUCAAAUCAAAAAUCAAAUUUAUUUAUAUAGCCCUUCGUACAUCAGCUGAUAUCUCAAAGUGCUGUACAGAAACCCAGCCUAAAACCCCAAACAGCAAGCAAUGCAGGUGUAGAAGCACGGUGGCUAGAAAAACUCCCUAGAAAGGCCAAAACCUAGGAAGAAACCUAGAGAGGAACCAGGCUAUGUGGGGUGGCCAGUCUCCUUCUGGCUGUGCCGGGUGGAGAUUAUAACAGAACAUGGCCAAGAUGUUCAAAUGUUCAUAAAUGACCAGCAUGGUCGAAUAAUAAUAAGGCAGAACAGUUGAAACUGGAGCAGCACACGGCCAGGUGGACUGGGGACAGCAAGGAGUCAUCAUGUCAGGUAGUCCUGGGGCAUGGUUCAAUAGUCUGUUUGCUGUAGUUUGGGACCUGCUUCAAGAAAUAUCAAACAAGUUGUGGUCAUGAUCCAAUAUUUUCAUAAUAUACUUUGAAAUUAGCAUUGCAGGAGUAUUGGUGAAAAUGUUUGUAGUCAUCCUUAUAUAAUGUGUCAUGAUUGAAAUACAAAUGUAAUGCUUUUUCAUCCGUUUUGGCCUUAUCUCGUACCAGUAACUGCUUUCAGACCUAGUCAUGCUGAUCAGGGUGAAAUUCAAUGGUGAACAAAAAUAUGUCAAGAUCAUUUACCUGACACUUGAAGAGCUUUUGAUUGGAGGUAAACUUUUCAUUUGUGAUUGGAAAUAAAUGUAUUGUUUUCAUACCAGUCAGUCUGAUUAGUCUUACCAUUUACGAUUGCAAUUCUAAUUGUAGGUUGUUUUUUAAAUGUUUGUCACAGCUUUCCUGACAUUUGAGAUCCCACUUACUAGUUUAUCAGAGGCAAAGCUGUAUGAUGGGUCUGGAACUGAAGUUGAUGGGAAUGUGUUUGAGGAGGCGGUGACACGGCCAAAUCUUGGUGUUUUGAAGCUCACACUGUACAAUGAUGCUAAAGGAUGGGACAAUGACCUAUCCUCCAUCCUUCUCCUGCUCCAUUUGACUCCUCCUUCAUCACAAGGCCGCAAAAGACCAGGAAAGAUGUCUGCAUCCCAAGCUGAACAGUAUCUUGUCAUAUUCCAAAAGUCAGGAACCAGUAUCCAGGAGCACCUUGAUGCGAUUGACCAGAGCCGCCAACCAUAUCUUCUUGCAGUCGGGACCAGGAAGAGCAGCAUCCAUGCUUACUUCAUCAUCCUGGACAAGCGAGCCUUGCCGUGCAAGUCAAUGAGAGCUCUUGUUGCCUUCGAUGAGCUUUGCAAGACUCACUUUGUUUUUGGUACUGCUUACAAUAGAAUGCUGCGCAACAUGUACACCUUCAUACAAACAAUUGUGUACAACAUAGACAUUGGGAAGGUUAAGGAGACUCCAAGGGUUGUUGAGCUCAGAGCUUUUUUAAAGAUGGAGUUGACUUUGAUUUGGAAGAUGGACUAUAUAUGAAGAGACAUCCUCUCUUUUCUAAAGAGAAAAAUGUGUUACAAAUUCACCUCUUAUGAUGACUUUGAGACCGCUAAUCCAUAAGGAUCGAAAAUGGAUAUUCACAAGUUGGGAGGUAUAUACUUUACUUUGGGAAAUGUUACCCCAAAGUUGAAUUCAAUUUUUGUAAAUAUUCACUUAUGCGCACUUUUCCAUAGCCAGGACCUUAAAACUUAUGGAUUGGAUUCCAUUCUUGAGCCAAUAGUAAGUGAUUUGAAAGUGCUUGAGACUGAGGGUAUUGAAGUUCCCUUCUUCAGUGGUUGUAUACAUGGCAGUAUUGUCCAAGUAACUGGAGAUAAUCUUGGUAUACAUUACCUGUUCGGUUUUGUGGAAUCAUUUAGUGCUCGUUAUUGUUGCUGUUUUUGCCACACUGGGAAAUGCACUCAGACCAUUGUCAAACUAUUCAGUCAAACUCAACACUACCUCAUUUGUACGGUGUGAAGCAUGCUUGCUUAUUGAACUCUAUGCUGUACUUCAAUACUACAGACACUUUUUCUGUUGACAUAAUGCAUGACAUUUUAGAAGGAGUUGCACAACUUGAGGUAACUUGUGUUACAAUAUAUACAAGCCAACUUUGUGACUGCUAAAGAUGUGUACGGUAGAGUUUGUUCAUUUUACUAUGGCAACACAGAGAGGAGGAAUUUUCUACCUGCACUCAAAUUGGAUGAUGGGGGCAAUGAUUUGGGUCUAAAGGCUAUUCAGUCUUGGUGUCUUUUCCGUAAUUUGCCAUUGAUAUUUGGUGAUCUGGUACAGAAAGAUGAUAAAUACUGGCAGCUGCUUUUGUUACUACUACAAAUGGUAAAUAUUGUGUUUUCUCCUAUACUAACAGAGGGAAUGACUAUCCAUCUGACACACUUGCUAAACAUCAUAGACUUUUCGUGUAUUUGUUUCCUGAUAGAAAUCUGUUACCGAAACACCACUUCAUGAUGCAUUAUCCUCGUCGUAUAAGGAAUAUUGGGCUCAUUCUUCAUUCGUGGUGUAUGCCCUACGAGGCUAAACAUAAUUUCUAUAAAAAACAACUGAAGAGUUUUAAUGACCUUAACCAAGAAACACCAAAAUGACAUGGCAUAUAAUUGGGAAACGUUCAGCCAGGAUAGACUAGCUAUAGGUCCAGGAAAGAUGUCAAGGCUCAAUGAGCUGAUAGAAAGCAAUGAGAUUGCUGCCAAGCUGAAUGUCUCAGUGCACACAUGUUUUGUCAGUUAAAUGGGUAUAGCACCAUGGUACAGAAUAUCGUCUUGAUUUGGUCAUAUCUGGUGAAGUAGUCAUUGAAAUGCCAGUAUUUUACAAAAUUAAGGCUAUUGUUCUGAAAGAGGAAAAUGUUUUUUGGGGUUGGGUCAGUUCUUGAAACCUUAUGUUUUGAUGAUAAUUUGCAUGCAUUUAAAGUUGUUUUGAAGCAAAGUCCACCAUGCAAGGUAUUUCAUGUAAAUGAUAUCAUUUACCACAAACCUUUUCAUUUGCUCAUGUCAUAUGGAGCAAGGGAUUCUUUUGACUACAUUGUACUCUUACUUGAUAACAGUUUAAGCCAGGGCUGGGACUUGUG